AUGGGUUGCGUAUCUUCUAAACACAUCAAGAAAGAUCUCAAGAAAGAGAUGCUGUUAAAUGGCGGUGGAGAUUUCACCCACCACGUUGUUUCCCUCACUUCUUCAACCUACGGUGCUCUCAAACUCGACAAAGAUCAGCAACCGCCACCGCCGGCGGCACCGGUUACUCCCACCAAACAGAAGAACUCGCCGCCGCGAAGGUCCAACCAAGGGCCGCCGGAGAUCAUCAAUGCUUGGGAGCUAAUGGAGGAUCUUGAAGAUGAACCACAAGCACCCAUUUCGAUUCCAGCGAAGAAAAGCCCCAAAUUGAGACGUGGGUUUGCGGAAAUCGAUGUGAAAACUCCGAUGAAGUUCUUGAAUCAGUUGGGUUCUUCUCCGAAGGUGUCCAAGAGGUUUUCCGGCAAAGAAAAUAAGAAAGCUUCGACUUUACCCCCAAAUCUUCGGAUUUCGAAGAGGGGUGGCUCGGAAUCGCCGGUGGAAUCGGGUUUGAACUCGGCUCGAAGGCGGAAUCUUGGGCCGUUGUUUGAUCCAGAUCUUAUCGAUCCAAUCGGAAGAAAGAAGUUUCAAGAGAAAGAACAGAUCAAGAAGAUGAUUUCAGCAACACCCACAAUCCAAAAAUCAAGAAACUCGAUCGAAUCAAAGUCCAUUCUCGAAACUUUCGAGAACAAAUUCCCUUCGGGUGGUGAAAAUGCGGUGGUGAUUUACACCACCACAUUGCGGGGAAUCCGGAAAACUUUCGAGGACUGUAACACAGUCCGUGGAAUCAUCGAAUCACACAACGUUCGUAUGAUCGAACGGGAUGUGUCGAUGGAUUCGGGGUUCAAAGAAGAAGUAAGGGCGUUAUUGGGAAAGAAACAAGUGACGGUUCCGAUCGUGCUCGUGAAAGGGCGAUUGAUCGGUGGAUCGAACGAGAUAAUGAAGUUAGAGGAGGAGGGUAAAUUGGGUAUUUUACUAGACGGGAUUCCGACGGUGGCGGCGACGGGGUGCAAGGGAUGCGGUGGUGUACGCUUCGUGAUGUGUACGGUGUGCAAUGGGAGUUGUAAACUGAUCGGGGGCGAUGGGCGGAGGAGCAUCAAAUGUGUAGAUUGCAAUGAGAAUGGGUUGGUUCAAUGCCCCAUUUGUUGUUAAAUUACUAAUUUGGACACGAGGUUAGUACAAAGUCAUAUGUAUUCU
This is a messenger RNA of Cynara cardunculus var. scolymus (artichoke), 1173 nucleotides long. RefSeq lists its product as uncharacterized. The transcript has 2 exons. Bases 1 to 1128 code for a protein of 375 amino acids. The record is from RefSeq and is a predicted model, not a curated record. Lineage: Eukaryota; Viridiplantae; Streptophyta; Magnoliopsida; Asterales; Asteraceae.